ACAGUCUAUGGUGGCUCCGCAGCUAACGGAGUUUCUAAGCUGCUGAGCCGAGCUUCUAAGUCAUUAAGCCGAGCCUCCAUCGCUACCAACACACUACAUUUAUUACAUGUACCACUACUGUUAAGGGAGGCAGAGGAGUAAGUAAACAUUAGACACUCGGAGCAAGAGAGAGCAGUGGAGCAACAGGGAGAGAGCGAAGACAUCGCUGUUAUAGAGCUACGAGGGUGAGCUCAGACAGAACACAGAAUCACUAAGCACGAUAGAAUAAGGGUUGGUAUGUGCGAGUGUUUAACUACAGACCGGUGAUUUUAGCCGUAGUAGUACAGAGAAACAAUUGUGUUUAGCAGCGGAGCUAAUUCGCAGAGCGACCACCACCAGUGGCAAGAAAACAGGAAAUGACGCAGCACGCUUACCGUAAUGACGUCAGCCUGUCUGUUGUCUCUUACAGGUUUUUACAUGAUUUCUUCAAAGUAGACAUUUAUCAUACAUAUUGCAGCCCUAAUUGAACCAUUUAUGACAAGCUACCUCUUCCACAUGAUAUUUAGCUUAGUGUGUUGGGCUUCAAUGACUGCACAAGAUUUCCUUUCAUCAGUAAUGACAGACGUUUCAUCGUACAUCCAGAUGGGAUAUUGAUGGUAAAGAGAAUGGUUGCUCUUCUUGAAGGACACCAGGACUUCUUUAUCCACUCCUGGAACUUGCACGGCCAAAAAAUUACUGUUCCAGUCACAGUCGUGCACAAUGGGCAUCUCCAUGGACAAAAUGAUGGGCAUCAUCAUGGACAUCACCAGCAAAAUGUUGAGCAUCACAAUGGAGAGCACAGUCACCACAGCAAUCAGCACCACUUGAAUUAAGUAGACUCUGCUAAUGAAACAGAGAAUGCAACCACCCCAGAGGUGCCUGUUCUGAAAUUCCCCAAGUCUGGUGAUGGAUUGAAGAGGAGGAAGAGAGACUGGGUUACUCCUGCCAUCAAUGUUCCUGAAAAUCACAAAGGACCCUAUCCCCUUAAAGUAUCUCAGAUCCGUUCUGGUGAAGAUAGAGUGAAGACGAUAUAUUACAGCAUCACUGUUCAAGGAGCUAAUGAGCCUCCCUACGGCCUUUUCACAAUGGACAGGAUCACUGGUAGUUUGUAUCUGACACAGCCUCUAGACAGAGAGAAGGUGCAGACGUACACGUAUGAUGCAACGGUACCAGAAAGUAGAGUGGACGCUCUGGUCAUUACGAUGGCAGUAACAGAUGCUGAUGAGCCACAUUCACCAGCCUGGAACGCCAAAUUUACGAUUGUUGAUGGUGAUCCUGGAGGCCUGUUCACAGUCACAACAGGAAGUAACAAACAGGAAGGGAUCAUUACUACUGCCAAGGGUCCUGACUUUGAAAUGCUCCGCAACCACAUUCUGUUGGUUGCAGUGGAGAAUGACAUCCCAUUUGCUACUCCACUGCCCACUGCCACAGCCACAGUGGUGGUGAACGUGCAGGAUGUCAAUGAAGCUCCAGUCUUUGAACCAGUGGAAAAGUUUGUGUCCAAAAGGGAGAACCUUCCUGUUGACAGUGACGUGGUGCAGUACACUGCUUCUGACCGGACAUUGCACCCAAACAGAAAGUCAUAUGAAGUCUUGGCCACAGGAACUGGUACUCUGAUUAUACAGCUUGAAGACGUCAAUGAAAAUGCACCCAUAAUUGAGGAACGUACAAUAAAGGUGUGUAACAAGGAAUCGGCUCCUCAGCUGCUCUCAGUAACAGAUAAAGAUGGACCUGGCUUUGCUGCUCCAUACAGUGUCUCUUUACAGGGCAUGUCCAAGAACAACUGGACCGCUCGUAGGAAUGAUUCCAAAACGGGCAUCGUACUUAAUUUAGUCACUGAGCUGGAAAGUGGAGAAUACACUGUGGUCCUGAGGCUUAGAGACAACGAUGGCAUGGAGCAGGACAACACCGUCCAGGCCACAGUGUGUGACUGCACAGGAAAAGUUGUGUCCUGUUCAGGGCAAAUUGCCAUUGGAACAAGCCUGCCCAUGAUUUUGGGAACACUGGGAGGCGUCCUGUGGCUGCUCAUGCUGCUGAUGCUGCAAGUGUUGCUGCUGCGGCUGAUGUUUGCGAGACGGAGAGGAUAGAAGCUUCUCAUGAAUCUUAUUGAUUUGCUGUGAUUGUCCUCCUCCCCAAUUGUCUGCAGUCUUCAUAUUGAGCAGCUGAGUCUACUUUUCAUCUCAUUCAAAUCUUCUACCCAUCUCCAGUCUCUUCCAACCAUCCACCACCACCAGUGU
This is a messenger RNA of Platichthys flesus (European flounder), 2255 nucleotides long. RefSeq names its product B-cadherin-like. The transcript is spliced from 12 exons. Gene Ontology annotation, cellular component: catenin complex; cytoplasm; membrane. The record is from RefSeq and is a predicted model, not a curated record. Bases 1104 to 2105 code for a protein of 333 amino acids. Gene Ontology annotation, biological process: cell-cell junction assembly; multicellular organism development; calcium-dependent cell-cell adhesion. Lineage: Eukaryota; Metazoa; Chordata; Actinopteri; Pleuronectiformes; Pleuronectidae. Gene Ontology annotation, molecular function: cadherin binding; calcium ion binding.